Messenger RNA from Perkinsus marinus ATCC 50983, 531 nucleotides. RefSeq lists its product as hypothetical. NCBI's taxonomy places the organism in Eukaryota, Perkinsozoa, Perkinsida, Perkinsidae. The transcript has 2 exons. Bases 1 to 531 code for a protein of 176 amino acids. The record is from RefSeq and is a predicted model, not a curated record.
AUGACUUAUCAGCACGCCUAUAUUGUCGGCAAGAGUCCCUCGACGGCGCUGCCUGAUGUCAUCAGCGUCUACAACUCUAGAAGGGCCAGAAAGCCCUACCGAGUGAUGGCCACUUUAGACGUUAAGGGCGCUUUUGACAACUGCAAUUGGAGUCUGACAAUGUCCGAAGUUAGAAAGUGUAUGCCAGAGCCGUUGGUCGAAUUAUUGACAAGCUACUUACAAGGGAGAGUAGCUAACCUAUGUGUGGACGGAAGGACAAUCAGGAGGAAACUGAUCCACGGCUUCCAACAAGGAUCUGCGCUGGGACCUAGACUUUGGAACUUGAGCUGUUCGUCGAUCAUAGAAGAGAUCAACCAGACACUACCGGCAGGCUGUCGCUGUGCGGCCUCCGCAGAUGACAUAAUUCUCAUUAUAACAGCAGCAUCGGAGAGGGUACUCCUGGCCUUCCUGAAGGGGGCAAUCAACCGUAUCAAGGAAUGGGCAGGACAUAACAACAUGAUGUCCCAAGAACACUUGGCCAUCAUGGAUUAA